Molecule: messenger RNA, 675 nt
Organism: Caenorhabditis briggsae
Lineage: Eukaryota; Metazoa; Nematoda; Chromadorea; Rhabditida; Rhabditidae
Exons: 2
Coding region: 1-675 (224 amino acids)
Source: RefSeq, a predicted model, not a curated record
AUGAAAUUCAUUCUCUAUAUUCUCGUCGUUCUUGGAUUUGCCAGUGCUCAGUUCAAUGAAACUGCCCAAGAAGCCAUCUUGAAAGCUCACAAUGACCUCAGAUCUGCUAUUGCCAAAGGAGAGUAUAGGAUUAGCGGAACACUCCUGAAUGCAGCAUCCAACAUGCGUAAAAUGAAAUGGGAUUUGUCUCUUGCCGAAAAGGCUCAAAACGUAACCGAUAGCUGUCCAGAUAAUAUAAACACAGGUGAUGGAUACGGAGAAAAUGUUCUGGCUUCAUAUGUUGAAAACCCAGGAAAAGCUCUUGAGAUAGUAAGUUUUGAAAAUAAUUCCAUUUUUAUGGUAAUUGUUCAGACACUGUUGGAUGUGGAAGUGUGGAAGAUGCAGUUUGGGAUGAGACUUGAAGAUCUUCUAAGCUUGAAUGGGAACAUUCAAAACUAUGAACUCACAAAGACUACCCAAAUGGCAUGGGCUGAGAUCGAUUCGAUUGGUUGUGGUUUUUCGAAUUGUGGGCAGAAGUCUUCCGGGAGCAAAACCAAGGUCGUUGUGGCCUGCAUGUACAAAAUCUCUUCAUCUCGUAUAAGUCAGGAGAAACCGUAUAAGUCAGGAGAAACCUGCUCAUCGUGCGAUCCCGGAUUCACGUGCGACACUGUUUCCGGAUUGUGUGCCGGAAUUUGA